AUGGAUCCAAACCUCUUCCGUACUGCAACUCGCAACUCAUCUUCUUCUGCAGCUGCCGACGAUGAGGAAGAUGACCUCGGCCUUAAUAACAAGAUUCGAGUUAAUCCAAGAAGCUCACUUCCAAAUACAAAUGUCUCUUCUGCUGGUACAGAUCCUGAGCUUGCUGCACCCUCUGGCUCUGGUUCAACAUCAGGCCCUGGAAAUAAUAUCCAGCCAGAUUCGGAUUUCCCCGAAGGCUUGAACCAGCGCACUCAUCGCGCGCCAUCUAUCUCAUCUGUCGAAACAACGGACCUAAUGGAUCACCGUAAACACCAACGUGCAAGCACUUUUACUGCUCGUCCUCGACCUGGAAUCCGUUCCACUGAGACGUUUCCCAGUUCCAAUGCCAGAUUGUUGGGUUCCAACGGAUCUUCUACCACCCGUACCCGGCCGCGUGGAAAGUCAGUCUUUAAUUCCGGCAGCAUCGGCACUGUUGGUGACCCGAAAGGUAGUGCAGUUAGUGAUACAUCUGCUAUUCAUGACUCCGAAGGCCACCCGACGGUUGGCCGGGUCUCCACUUUCCCGUCAGUGACUAAUAAUUCUUCAUCGGGCAUGCAAUAUGGAACAUCAGCCCCGCCUGCGGCUGUUACCCAGUCGACUUCCUCUGCUGGCGCCAUUUCUUCUUUUCCCCUUAACUCUUCCACUUCCCAACAAUCCAUCACCAAGCCAAACCACCCAUUUAUGACUCGUCGAACUUCUAUUUCUUCCCCUGAUCCAGUGACAGCAAAUAGACCCAGUGCAUCUCGUCGCAGACAGUCGUUUACCUCUCCUGCCGUUCAUCAUUCAACUUCUUCUCCACCUUCUUCUGCCGGCUUUGAGAGUUUCUUGUCUAUGCGUAAUAACAACAAAGGCAAGCAAAACAGCAUUAGCGACCUACCUUAUUCCGGUCCCACCAGCCCACUUUUGACAGACGCGCAGUUUAAUACAUAUCGAUCUAUCAGUCCAAACACUGAGGAUCUAUCUGCUACGUCCAGGGCUGAUGGUGAUGCUGGACCAAGUAUAGCGCCUGUUGUUUCUAGUAGUUUUAAUGACGACCCAUUGGCUCAUAUUCUUCGUCGCAAAUCCUUUACCUCUUCGGUAAACGACGAACAUCUCCUUGGAUCAGAACCCAUCUCUCGCCGUACCUCUCAGGUUUCAUCUCUUCAAGAUGUUUGUUUGCCUAUCGAUGCUCAAAAUGGUGGAAUAUCGUCGACUGAUGGUCGUCCGGUUUUCGAUGUGUCAUAUUUGGAGGAUUUCGCCAAUAAUGAACGCCGAGAACUUGAGCUUCUGCAAGCCUCGAUGCCCUUAGAACCAUCCGUGAUAACAAAUCACCCUGCUUAUGCCACUGCUUUGCGUGCCAGCACCUCAGGCGCCCCAACUGAUAACAUUUCUUCAGCUCGAUUCAGACCUUAUCGUGUGGUUCCUUGGGCCAAUGCAAACAACAAUGCUAGUCUUAAUAGUGGAGCAACUUUUUCGUCCAUGCCAGGAGACACUGGGGGGCUUAAUAGUUCUGGAAUCCGCCGUCGCUCGGAUGUAAAUGCUGGUACCAAUAAAGUUCGCCGAGGCAAAAAUAAAUACAUGGACCCAUAUUUUACUGACAAUCCACAUCACAACCACAAAGGCCCACCUCUUCGUUUCACAUACUUCCGUGAGGACAUGGAUGCAACCAUUCAUUCUCCUAGUAUCUCUGGACUUUUGCAAGAUGGCCAAACGUUUGAUGAUCUUUUUAAUUUGACCUCCUCAAGCCCCUCUCCAGUUCCUACUAAUGCAAACUCGGCAGCUCCUUCUGGAGGUCCUCAAACACCAGACGCAGCCCACAUGACUCCGCAGCAUUCUUCAACUUAUGCUGCUGGAGCUUCGACUCCGGUUGGUACAGUUGGACCUGCUGCUGUUGAUGCUGCGAUAUCUGCUGCUGCCAACGCAGCAACAAGACAUGUCGCAGCAAUGGAACGUAACCAUUCACGCGUUUCUUCCCCAUCGGUUCCUGCAGGCCUGGCUACCCAUCCAAUUCAACCAUCGCCUUUGAAUUCUUCAUUUUUGGCAACUACAACGACUCCUGGUCACUAUUAUUCUGCUUCUCUUGGCGGAACUUCAAGUAUGAGUCCUGGAACUGACGGCGUUCCUUCUCCUAGAAUCCCGCAAAACGUUCCUGCAAAUGUUGAUCCCUCCUUUCAUCACCAGGUGAGCUCUACUGUUUCUGUUGCAGCCGCUGCUGCCGCUGCAGCAAUGGCAAACUCCAUGUCUCAUAAUAAUGUACAGCAAGCUCAGCAGCAACUCAUCCAACAACAAUUCGAUCCGUCACCCUUUUGGCUCGAUGUGAUGAACCCCACAGAAGAUGAAAUGAAGGUGCUUUCCAAGGCGUUUGGUAUACACCCACUGACUACUGAAGAUAUUUUUCUUAAUGAACCACGCGAAAAAGUUGAACUUUUCCGCAAUUAUUACCUUGUGUGUUUCCGUUCUUUUGACAUCAAUGAUGAACGUAGCAAGCGCACCAAAGCUUCGCGCAGCUCUGAAGAGCGCUCUACCACAGGUAUGGCUGGUAUUGACAAUAGUGGUCCCACUGUUGGUCGCAAGCGGUCAGUUUCUUCUUUAGCCACCAAUAAAGAUAUGAUUAAUGGAUCUCGACGUCAUCGCACACACCAUCAUCGCCAGCAAAAGCAUCUUAAACAUCAUGGUGCCAGUCGCCACAAGUCGCGCAGCAAAGAAUCGGAACUUACACCUCUCAAUAUGUACAUUAUUGUUUUCCAUGAGGGUGUUUUGACAUUCCACUUUGCACCUACCCCUCACCCUAUGAAUGUGCGCCGUCGUAUCCGUUUGUUGCGUGACUAUAUUACGCUGUCAUCCGAUUGGAUUUCCUAUGCACUUAUCGAUGACAUUACUGAUGGGUUUGCACCAAUGAUUGAGGCUAUUGAAGAUGAAGUCAAUCACAUUGAAGAUGAGAUUUUGUCAAUGCAUACAGAAUGGAGUGAUGAUAGUAGUAGUGGAAGCGAUAGCGAUGAUGGACAUGGCCGUGGCUAUGAUAGCAGCUGCUCGGAAAAAAGUAACUAUCAGGACACUUCUGAUUCUGAGGCUGAGCGGGCGGCACGUCGGAGCGAAAAGCAGCGGCGUAAACGUGCAGUUGAACGUUUUACAGCUGAGAUGAUUGCUGAAGAGCGCGCUAGUAUUUUGUCAGAUGAAGAGGGUGGUGACUUGGAAGGCCAUUUUAGUGGAGGUGAAGAACCUAGCCAUAGGCUUCACGGCGAACCCAGCUCCAGGUCACAGGCACCAUCAAGCCACCAUCAUUCCAGAGACAAGGAUUCACAGUCUUCAUUCCAAAGAAUCUUGCGUGCAAAGCUUAAUGAGCGGAAUUAUCGUGGUUCUACAGUAGAAGGUCCCAAUGGUGGUAUUUUAGGUACGCAGGAAGGUUCCCGGGAAUUUGUGUUUCACCGAUCUGCUUACGAUCCUGAAGACCCAGUUAAUGACUACACUGGUCAAACGCCGGGGUCAGUUCCAGGAUACCUUCAAGGAGUUUCCCGUCACGGCAUUGGUGCCAGUGCUAGUACUAGUACUGGAAAUCCUUCAACAAAGGCCCCCCACGAGGAGGCAUACGAAAGCAUCCCUGGAGCUCUACGGAGCCAUCCACCGCAACAACAUAUUAUGGUUGAUGACGAGGAUGAUGAUUAUGAUGAUGACGCUGGUUCGCGGCGUGCACUUCUUGGGCGCAACAAGUCAUAUUAUGCAGACUCUGUGAGUUCCUCACAGUCAACUGGUGCUCAAUCUUACCGUUCACGCAAGUCGCGCAAAUCUUCUCGUGUUUCUCGCAAGUCGAGCCGGGCUGGGACUUCAUCAUCAGGGUCCUCGUUCAUGUCAUCAAGCAGUUGGUCUUCGACUGCUUCAGGUCGGUGGAAAGAGAAGGGAGACAUGUUGAGACGCAUUGGUGAGUGUCGUAAGCGUAUCAUGUCAGUUUUAAGACUUCUUGGAUCUAAAGCCGAUGUUAUCAAGGGCUUUAGCAAGCGGUGUAAUGAACAGUGGGAAGUAGCGCCACGGUACGAGAUUGGAUUGUAUUUGGGCGAUAUUCAAGAUCAUAUUGUGACCAUGGUGCAGUCACUUAACCAUUAUGAAAAACUGCUUGCACGUUCGCAUUCCAAUUAUCUUGCACAGAUUAACAUUGAUAUGACUCGGGUCAACAAUGAUAUGAACGAUGUUCUUUCAAAGAUUACAGUUCUUGGUACCAUUGUGCUUCCAAUGAAUAUUGUGACUGGUCUUUGGGGUAUGAACGUUAUUGUGCCUGGUCAAAAUGUUGAGAGUUUGACGUGGUUCUGGUCAAUCACUGGCACUUUAUUUUUGUUUGGUUGCAUUUCAUUUUUUAUUGCAAGAAGAGUCUAUGGUAUUGCUUAA
Molecule: messenger RNA, 4395 nt
Organism: Magnusiomyces paraingens
Lineage: Eukaryota; Fungi; Ascomycota; Dipodascomycetes; Dipodascales; Dipodascaceae
Exons: 1
Coding region: 1-4395 (1464 amino acids)
Biological process (GO): intracellular magnesium ion homeostasis; magnesium ion transmembrane transport
Cellular component (GO): plasma membrane
Molecular function (GO): magnesium ion transmembrane transporter activity
Source: RefSeq, a predicted model, not a curated record